This is a messenger RNA of Hippopotamus amphibius kiboko, 4196 nucleotides long. Its product is annotated as pleckstrin homology domain-containing family M member 1-like. The record is from RefSeq and is a predicted model, not a curated record. Lineage: Eukaryota; Metazoa; Chordata; Mammalia; Artiodactyla; Hippopotamidae. The transcript has 8 exons.
ACACAUCAUCUCGGAAUUGGAGCACCUGAUCUUCGUGAGCACGGAUGUGGGCCGCUGCCGGGCCUGGCUGCGGCUGGCCCUCAACGACGGCCUGAUGGAGUGCUACCUGAAGCUGCUGUUGCAGGAGCAGGCCCGCCUGUGCGAGUACUACCAGCCCACGGCCCUGCUCCGUGACGCCGAGGAGAGCGAGUUCCUCCUGAGCUUCCUGCAGGGCCUGACAUCCCUGUCCUUCGAGCUCUCCUACAAGUCUGCCAUCCUAAAUGAGUGGACCCUGACCCCGCUGGCCCUCUCUGGGCUCUGCCCGCUCUUGGAGCUCGAUGUCCUCACUACCUCUGGCACAGGACUACAGCGGAAGGGGUCUCUGGAUUCCAUCUCCCAUUCCUCAGGCUCGGAGGACAUCGAGGUGCAGCACUCGGGCCAUAAGAUCCGGCGGAACAGGCAGCUCACGGCCUCCUCCCUCAGCCUGGACACGGCCCGUUCAUCCCAGCUCUCCUGCAGCCUCAACUCUGACAGCUGCCUCCUCCAAGAGAAUGGCUCCAAGAGUCCAGACCGUUCCGAGGAGCCCAUGUCCUGCGACUCAGACCUGGGGACAGCAAAUGCCGAAGAUUCGGACCUGUCUCUGCAAGAGGUGUUGUCGGAAUUCAGCAAAGCCCAGGUGAACUCUGUGCCCACCGAGGGACUGAGCCCAGAAACGGAGGUUCCCGUGCUGCAGGCCUCACUCACCCUCCACGGCCUGGACACCAGCACACCCCCGCCCUUUGAGGUACCUGCGGAGCCCCACCCUGCCCAAGCAUCCCCUGGGACCCGAGAUGGGGCCCACACGGGGGAGCCUCUUUCCCAGGCGCCUGGCCCUGGGGGCUGGCUGAAGCUGGGCAUGGCCCAGGCUGUCCUUUCGGGGAGCACUUCAGGCCAGCAGCCUCCUAGUCCUGUGAGAGAGGCAACCAGAGCAGUUGGCCAAGGAAGUGGCCAGCGGAAGCCCCUGGAGGAUGACAAACCUCGGCUGAGCCUUGUGGUUCCCUCACCCACCAGUCCGAUAAACACAAACUGGAUCUCAGAAGAUGACUUCUACCAGCCUCCCCGGGAACAGCCCGUGGAGAGUCCUUCCGAUGCCUCUGUAGGUUCUCCCAGAGGGACUCCAGAGUCAAGGCCUGGUCUCCUCACGCAAGGACCAAGAAGAAGCUGUUCCUUGGAGGCCUUGGACAAAGCUUGCGUGCCUUCCCCAGGAAGCAGGAGAGGCGAGGCCACCCCGGUACCAGAGCAUAAUGACUUCAGGGUGGUGCAUCGCAGGCAGAUGGGGCUGUCCAACCCAUUCCGGGGGCUCCUGAAGCUGGGCACGGUGGAGCGGCAGGGGGCCAUGGGCAUCUGGAAAGAGCUCUUCUGCGAGCUCUCCCCGCUGGAGCUGCGCCUCUGCCUGAGCGGCGAGGAGGGCACCUGCGUGGAGAACUGCUCGCUGCUGCGCUGCAAAUCUGUGGGGCCGGCCCACAGCGACGGCCGCUUCGAGCUGGUCUUCUCGGGCAAGAAGCUGACCCUGCGUGCCUCGUGCCGGGAUGAAGCCGAGGACUGGCUGGACCGGGUGCGGGAGGCGCUGCAGAAGUGCCGGCCCCAGCAGGAAGAGGAGUGGGUGACCAUCCAGUACCCGGACCAACCCGAGGACCCCCCAGAGGCCCCCCAGGGUGGCCACCCCUCCCAUUCGGACCUGCUCUCAGAGCCUGAAACCCCCCGGGGCCUGCAGUUGGACUGGUCCUCUUCCCAAGUUCCCGAGCCCGAUGCUAUUAAAGAAUCCCUUCUGUACCUGUACACGGACCGCACCUGGAUGCCCUAUAUCUUCUCCCUGUCCUUGGAGUCUCUGAGGUGCUUCUGCAUGAGAAACAACGAGACGAUGUUAAGUGACAGCCAUGGAGUCGAGACCAUCUGAGACAUCCUGCCGGACACAAGCCUCAGGGGCCCAUCCUUCUUCAAAAUCAUCACAGCCAACGCCGUCCUGAAGCUGCAGGCCGGGAAUGCCGAGGAGGCUGCCCUGUGGAGGGACCUGGUGCACAGGGUCCUGGCGUCCUACCUGGAGACGGCCGAGGAGGCAGUGACGCUCGGCGGGAGUCUGGAUGAAAACUGUCAGGAGGUGCUGAGGUUCACUACGUGGGAGAAUGGCUACCUGCUGCAGUAUCUGGUGGCCAUCCCCACGGAGAAAGGCCUCGACUCCCAGGGCUGCUUCUGUGCAGGCUGCUCCCGGCAGAUCGGCUUCUCAUUUGUACGACCCAAGCUCUGUGCCUUCUCUGGCCUCUAUUACUGUGACAUCUGCCAUCAAGACGAUGCCUCAGUGAUCCCAGCCAGGGUCAUCCACAACUGGGACCUCUCCAAGCGCCCGGUCUGCAGGCAGGCCCUGACGUUCCUGACGCAGAUCCGGGCCCAGCCCCUCAUCAACCUGCAGCUGGUGAACGCGUCCCUGUGUGAGCACGUGGAGCGGAUGCACCUCAUCGGGAGGAGCCGGGAGCAGCGGAAGCUCCUGGGAGAUGACCUGGGGCUGUGCCGAAGCGGAGCCCUGAAGGAGCUGAGCAAGAGAAAUUUCCAAGGAAACUCUAUGUCUUACAUUGAUGAAAAUGUAUGGAAGGCAUACCGUUGGACUGAGACACUGGUCCCAUCUGAAUUUGAAUUUUUCUGAUUGCUUGUGAGUUUAAAUAUCUUUCUAUGAUUUACUGAACAUUUGUAUUUCAUCUCUGAAUUGUCUGUCCUUUGCCCUUUCUUCUGUUACUAUUUUCUUUGUCGAUUUGUAGAAAAAAAUCAGUUUAGAUACAUAAGUGAUUUUGGAAACACACAUUCAAAGUAAUUUUUCAUGACAGUUUGUGGUCCUAUCAUUAGUUCAGCUUGAAUAGACAAGUCAUACAUGACUUCUGAAUUAGUAAUAAAAGACAUAACAGUCAAUCUAAAAAUAGGGAUUAUGACAACCCUUAAGGAGUUGCCCCCUUAGUCUGAUAUCUUACUGGUAAGGAAAAAAAUGCUAGAAGCAGGCAAUUUUUUCAAUUUACAGAUUUCCUAAAUACUGUACGUAGUUUAUAUUUCCCAUGAUGGAAUCUAACUUGGAGGUUUUAUUUCCCAAACUUGUAAGAAAAAUGAAAGUCAUUUGGCACAAGAAGUAGAUAACUUAAUUUCCUCUGGGGAGAGGAGGAGGGGUGAUAGACUGAGGAACAGAGGUAAGAGCAAAAGUUUGGAUUGUGUGCUAUAUGUUUUUGGAAUUUUGAGCCAUGGGAAUAUAUAUUACAUAUUUUUUUAAAUAAAUUGAAAUUUAAAAUUAAUUUUUAAAAAGCAUGUGUUUGGGAGGUGAUACACUAUAACAUGAGUCUGGUAAGAUGUGAAGAUUUCUAAGUCAGUUUGAGGUUUAUACCUUGUAAGUAAAGGUUCCUAACUUGGGGUCAGUGGUUCCCCAGGGCAGAAUUUCUUAACCUUCCCUCCUGCUCCCCCGUGUCUAUUUCUUUGGCGAUCUGAAGAAGCUUAUGUUCUUGGGAUCCUGUUUUGAAAUGUAUAAUAAAUUAAAAUAUAUAGAAAAACAAAGCAAAUUAAUUAUAUUGCAAUAGUUUUCAGGAUAUUUUUAAAAUUAGUGAUGUAGUAAUAAAUAUGCUUCUCUUAACACAUUAAAUAACAAGAUAUAGUGGUAGGUCUAAUAAAUAUUAUGGCUCCAAGGUAGCGAUGAGAGUAAAUGAUGUUUCAAGAUAUCUGCAACAUAUGCAUGAUAUAAAAUAAUCUGUGAUUUCUUUUGGGGACCAAAUUAAAUAUACUGCUGAUCUAGUGUGGUUUGUUGCCUACAUUCAAAAUGGAAGGAAAUGCUGAUUUUAGAUAGAGAUUUGUGAAAACUGAGAUGUAAUUCUAUUUCUCAUCCACGUUUGGCCCUCUGGAUUCAGUCCACUCUGUUCACAGACUUCUGCCCUAAAAGGAUGAUCCAUGGAUGGAAAUUGCAUGCACUUUUUCCUGUACUUAUUCUCAUAAUUGAUGCUAAGUGGAUGACUUGUUUUAAAUAAAAGUAUCUGAUAGUUAAAUAAAAGUACCUGUCACUUUCUGAAUUCAUUCAAUAAUUUUUGGAGUAUCUAGUACAUGCCAGCAACUGUUUUACAUGCUAACGAUACAGGCCCAAGAAUAAAUCAGCCCAAGUAUCCCAGUUCUCAGGGGGUUUACAAACAUAUGAACAUAAGUACAUAAGUAUAAUAAAU